Ectocarpus siliculosus is the source of this 1803-nucleotide messenger RNA. Lineage: Eukaryota; Phaeophyceae; Ectocarpales; Ectocarpaceae. The record is from the annotation of a GenBank genome assembly.
AUGGAGGUCGCAUAUCUUUACACCAAGGUCCGCUCCGAGUUCGGCAAGCACUGCUCCUUCAAGGACGUGCCGGCAUUCCUCUUAGAAACUGUGCCGUGCUCCACAGAGUACGAUGAUAACUAUGUCGCGCGGAAUCCCAGCGUCGCCGAGCUGGACACUUCACCACAUAUGUCGGAGCACGAAGCAAACACGGAGAGGUUGAUCACGAAGCACACAUCGAUGCGGCACGUUGAAGGAGGCUGGCCAAAAGAUGUCGAUUUCACAGAGCAGUCGGACGUGAACCGGUUCCGAAAGAAGGCAGAAAAGGAUGAGGAUUACAAGAUUGCAAUCAAGAGCCUAGGGCCUAUCAUCGGGCGGUGCAUGAAGCAAAACAACACUAUCGAUAUCUACGAGGAGUACUUCGAUGGAGACGAGGUGGAUCAUUCCAGCGAACCACCAAGCGCGAAGGGGUUGGCGGUUUUCCGUGACCCUAAUGCAGUCAACGGCAUCAAGAGGACGGCGACAUCAAUCAACUGGCAUCCCGAUGGGCCGACGAAGAUUGCCGUUUCCUACAGUAUUCUCAACUUCCAAGACCCACGGUUCAUGAACGCGCGGAUGCCGGUCCAGUCUUAUGUGUGGGAUACGAUGAACCCGAAUACCCCGGACGUGGCACUCACACCGCCGAGUCCAUUGUGUUGUCUUCGAUUCAACCCCAAGAGUACGGACAACUUGGUGGGCGGAUCGUACAACGGGCUGAUCAACUUCUUCGACCUGCGAAAGCCCGGCGCUACGAUUGGACAGGCGGUGCCGCUAGAGACGUCCGUGAUCGAAAAGAGUCACCAUGAUCCAGUCUAUGACGUCUUCUGGAUUUCCUCGAAGACAGGCAACCAGUGCGCAUCGGUGUCAACGGACGGCCAGAUGAUGUGGUGGGACACUCGUCGAUUGGGCGAGCCCACGGACACGUUGCAGCUGGCGACGGAUUCUAAGGGGGGUGGAAUGGUCCUCGGCGGAAGCUCGAUGGAGUACAACCAGGAAGCGGGGCCGACUAAGUACCUUGUGGGGACAGAACAAGGCAUCGUGCUGCAGGUCAACCUUCGAAACAGGAAGCAGAACAACGGUAUUAGUGUGUUCGACAUGGGCGCGGGUAAACACCACGGUCCGAUCUAUAGCAUCCAACGUAACCCAACUCAAAACAAGUACUUCAUGACCGUUGGUGAUUGGACGGCGAGAAUAUGGGCAGAGGACCUCAAGACCCCAAUCAUGACCACGAAGUACCACAGCGCAUACUUGACGAGCGGGUGUUUCAGUCCGACGAGGGCAGGGGUAUUCUUUGUUACGAGGAUGGACGGGGUGGUCGACAUCUGGGACUACUUCUACCGUCAGAACGAGGUCGCGUAUAGCCACAAGGUGGGAGACGCUCCUCUCAGCUCGAUCUCAGUACAAGGCAACGUCCAAGUCGGCGGAAAGCUCGUGGCGGUUGGGGACGUAAACGGCACGGUUUCACUCUUGGAGGUUUGCGAGUCUUUAGCUGUGAGUGCCGGUAGCCAGGAGAAGGGGGCCAUUGGCGCAAUGUUCGAGAGGGAGAUGAAGCAAGAGAAAAACCUCGAGCUCCGGGAGCGAGACUUGCGGCGGGCAAAGGCAGCUGAGCAAGACGCUAAGAAUAAAGCUGACGCCGAGAAGAAGGAUGGAAAGGAUGAACGGAUGGAGGAACUUUUGAGAAAGGUGGACGCCGAUUUUUUGGCAAUGAUCAAGGAGGCAGAGGACGACGAGAGCAAGGGAGCGGAAGGGGCACCGCUAGACGUAGACCCAGCCGAUGACAAGUAG